CAUAAACUUGUGAUUGUUGCAUCUAAAACGAGACAAAACAGGAGGAUCUCUGAAGUAAUGCACCCUCGAAAGAAAAUAACAAAAGAAGAUACUUGGAGGUCUGAUGACUUAAAAGUGCACCUUCAGGGACAUCAUGAGGAGAGCAGGAGAAGAGAUGGAUUAAAACGAGAAGAGGAGCACAGGAAACACAGGGAUGGAGAAUCUAUAGAUCGCCAACACAGAGACCCAGAUCAGGAUGCAAGGAGAGAGAGAGAAAAACAGAGGCAAAGCAAAAGAGAAGGAAGUAAGCAUAGAGACCCAGAAAGGGACAGAAACCAGGAUGGCAAGAGGGAGGAGGUAAGAGAGGAAAGAUACAAAGAGAAAAGGAGUGAGCUAGAGAAGGCAGUUGAUAACAGCAGGCACAGGGAUGGUGAUAAAGGGAGUGAUGAAAACAGCAAACGACAGAAGGAUAGAGAGAAGGACAGGGACAGAGAGAUGUACAAACAGCGGGAGAAUGAUAAAGAUAGAGAAAGGGAGAAAAGGAGAGCUGACAGAGACAGGGAGCGAAAGAUUAGACAGGAGAGACGAGAAGAAGGAAAAGAUCUGGGUCAUUCUAGAACAGAAGAGCGGGUCAGAGACAAAGAAAGAGAGAGGAGAGAAAGACACAGAGCAAGAGAAAGUAACUACGGUCAACAUGAAAUUGAGGAAAAACAGAGAGAGGGAGAAAGGAGAGAGAGACGCAGUGAUAAAGAACAGUCUGGCCACAAAGAAAGAGAACACAGAAGAGAUAGAGAAGAUGGAGAGAAGAGAAGAUGGGGAAAAGAAAGCCAUGAGGCAGAAACAAAUCACUCUCGAGAAACUGAAUGUGAGCCCCGGCACCAGGAGAGGAAAGAGCCGAAAGAUUAUUUCCAUGAUAUCAAAGAUGGGGAUAAGGAGAGGAAAGAAAGAGACAGACGGCGUGAAAGAAGGCACAAAGAGGAUUCAGACUCAAAGAGGAAUGACAGAGAACGGACAGGAAAAUAUAAAGAAUCCUCAGGCCAUAAACGCAGUGAUGGGAUAAACAGUGACAAAGAGGAAUCUACCACAAGACCUCAGUUAACUCGGAUGUCUAUUCAAGCUCAAAUGGGUGAUCCAGAGAUCCCUGUAGAGGAUGAAGAAAGGGAAGAGGAUAAACCGUCAGGCAAGGAAUAUCGUAAUGAUGAUUAUGAGGUGGAUUUUGAGGAUUAUGAAGAAGAUUUUGAGAAUGUAGAUGAAGAAGAGGAUGCUAAGGAGGAGGAAGAGGAGCAUGACAGUAUACUGAGAGAAGAAAUAAGGGAGCUGAGCCCCCGGAGAAGAGAAGAGAUUGAAGCCGUCCACAGAGCCAUUAAUGAGGAAAAUGAGAGAAUCUACUCAACAAGAUCACAGCGCACAACCACAGAGUCAGCUUUCCCAACUAGAGAGAAUCACUCUAACAGUGGUCAAACACAUGGCAAAAUUAUUGAUUUUGUAUCAGCAAAGCAGCGUGAGAUCAGCCAGAAGAUGGCCAAAAAACAAAAGAAGCGAAGCGAGGAACUGCUGCGUCUAAUUGAUUUCGACUUCUCCAUCACCUUCUCUCUCCUGGACCUGCCUCCUGUGAAUGAGUAUGACAUGUACAUCAAGAGCUUUGGAACAACCAAUACUAAACAGGCCUAUGUGCAGUGCAAUGAAGACAAUGCUAAUCGAGACAUACAAACAGAAGAAGUUGAAAUGAUGGACAAAUGGACACAACACCCACCAGAAGCCAAAGCAGUGUGUGGAGGGCCCAAGGUUUCUGAAGAAACAACUGAUGAGUCCAUGGCAAGAAUGACCACUGACUCUCAACGUUUAACUACUUUCCUAUUUUCUGCCACACAGGUGAUGGCUGUGCUGAUAGAGGAGAAUAUGGCCGAGAGUAAUUCUCUGAGAAGACUUCGCUCUCAAACAGAUGCGCUGUCCUUCAGUGAUGGCUGCCUUCAACUCAACACAAAGCUUCCCUUUCUGCGUGGUCGACAGGUGAGUCUGCUGCAGUUCUCUCAAGUCCAAAGACAGACUCUUCUCUCUGUUCAUCCUCCUUCCCCUAAAACCAACGCUGUGCGACUUGACAGCGAGACGGUCAUCUGUGUGUGGAACAUCUGGGAACCAUCCAGACCCCAAAAAAUUCUACUUUAUGAAUCUGAGGUGAGGUGCUGUUGUUUCAGUCCUGGUAAAGUUAAUUUAGUGUUUGCCGGUACAUCAGUGGGCUCUGUGGUUGUGUGGGAUCUCCGAGAACAUUCUGGUACUCACUGCAACUUAGUGGUCAGUGAGGAGGACUGGACGCUGCGUUACCCGACUUUCUCCACGGAUUCUGUGCUUUCAGGAGUGGGUCAUCUCUCUCCUGUAGUGUCCAUUGAACCUGUAAUGUCAACUGGUGAAACAGGUUCAAAUAGCACACUAACUGCAGACAUAGAAGAGUAUCUGGGAAUUUCAUUCCCAUUAGGAUCUCUGGAUGAACAAGGGGUGUUAACUCUCUGGGUUGUGGUUGAGCUUCCCAAAGGAAAUGAUUCUGGGUCUCAAACAGACUUGGGUCUAAGGCCUGGUGGUAAAGUUAAACUGCUCCACAGCUCCUCCCUGCAGACCACUGAGAAAUCACCUCAAGCCAUUAUGGGAUGUGGACCUCCUUUGAGCCUUCAGCUGAAAUUCCUCCCUUCUGACUCUAAUCAUUACUUCAUUGGUACCAACAUGGGUCUGGUUAGGCACGGUACAAGGCAUAGCUUGAAAGUUUUUCCAAAGUUCUACAGAUCACAGUUUGAUAGCUGUGGACCAGUGGAGGUCACCACACUUGACUUUAGUCCUUCAGGAGAACCCUUUUUCUUGGUUGGCUGCAGUGAUGGCACAGUUCGCUUACACUCUGUCCUGAGAGAAGCUCCAUUGAUGGUGUGGUCUGGAUGUUCUAGUGGCACUCCUAUUCUUUCAGUUCAGUGGUCUCAGACACGGCCAGCUGUGUUUUGUGUUCUGGAUGCUGCAUCUGAUCUUCACAUCUGGGACCUAACAGAGGAGGACUAUAUGCCCUUCAUCACUGAGAAUAUACACAAUGACCGGGUAACAGCUAUGGCUGCAUUUGGUGAGCCAGCCAAACAGAACACAUUCUCUGGAGUUGCGCUUGCCAAGCAGUCUGGCAAGGUGGAGAUUCAGUAUUUCAAGAAGUCACUUACAGUGCCUAAAGAUUCUGACAAAGAAAAGCUUCAGUCUGUUUUACAGGACACUUUUUGAUAUAUAUUCUCAUUUUGUAAAUCAGAAACCUGUCUGUUUGAGCCCAGAUUCAAAUUAAUAUCCAUUUAAAUCAAUUUGCACAAUAUGCAAAUAACAGAGGACAACCAAAAGUGAACUGAGAAAGUCAUAAACAAUAUUGAUGAACUUCCUGAAUUAUAUUACACUGUAGUAAUUUGAAUAUAGUCACUAAAGUUACAUGCUUUAAAGGGUUAGUUCACCCAAAAAUGAAAUUUCUGUCAUCAUUUACUCACCCUCAAACUUGUAUAAAUCUUAAACAUAAUGUUAGGGACUGGCAGCCUUAGUCACCAUUCACUUUCAUUGUAUGGGGAAAAAAAGAUACAGUGAAAAUUAAUGGUGACUGAGGUUGUAAGUUUCUAACAUUCUGCUAGACAAUUUCUUUAGUGGUUCACAGAAGAAAGUCACACAAGUUUAGAACUACAUAAGGGUGAAUAAAUGAUGACAGCAUUUUCAUUUUUGGGCAAACUAAGCCUUUAGCAGUGCCUGUAACAGUAUGAAUAGUAGUAGGAUGAGACAUAGUUGUUUACGACUGUCAUAAUGGCAACCCUUUUUUGUUCUGUACAAAUAACAAAUGAAGAACUCCUAUGGCUUAAAAUGUAUUACAUCUGAAACUUUGUGAAGGAAGGAACAUUAGGAUUUUGCUGCUGUAAAAGCAUUUUGCAAGACUUGUUAAACACUAAGAAAGCACAUAAAUAUAAGAUCUCUGAUCCUCAGGGAUAUAAAGUCAUAUAAUCUCAAUUUUAUAAUAUUAUACAAUAUGUACAGAUUAAUAUUUACUGAGUAGCAGUUAUACAGGAAUAUAUAUAUAUAUAUAUUAUGUAUGGUCCCUAGCAUUUCUCCACUUGAAGCGUACCCUUAUAAUUAUUUAAUAGCUAUUUUGUCAUGUAUAAAAUUCAAUAUGACAUGGUUUUUCUCAUUCAGUAUUCUUAAAUUAUUGUUUUAUAGAGUUGUUCCUCACUAUAUUAGCAACUGUACACUUAGACGUUUUACCCACACUACAGUAUUUAUCAAUGUGAUAUUUUGGAAUUAAGAACAGGAUAGGGUUUGAUAUUUUUUUUAAGACCUGUGAGAGCUGAAUUUAUUUAAAAAUUUGUUUAUUUGUUUAUAGUUUCAUCUUUAUAUUUGGUCAUUUUAAUUUGUAGAUACUGUAAAUCUAAAAUAAAUUUGACAGCAGAUAUUUCCUGGAUAUCUAUUUUCAGAAUAUCUACGUUUUCUCUUAAAUAUAAGAAGAAUGGUUCACCUAAAAAACAUCUAUUAAUUUUUUAUAUUUUUGAUACUGCUUUACUUUGAACAGUGGCCAAAAUACUUGUUCUGGUACAUAACUGUACACUACACAAUUUAAAUUCUGGGAAUUAAAGAUUUUUUGUUAAUUAAUGUAUUAUUAUAAAGUAAUACAAAUGUAUGACAGAAUUAUUGAAAUGUUAUUAAUACAGCCAAUGACUUGAAAACCUCUUCUAUAUGAUGAAUUAUGUUUUAUGAUUUCUAAAUACAAUUCUUGUGGGGCGAUAAGUAAA
Messenger RNA from Xyrauchen texanus (razorback sucker), 4757 nucleotides. RefSeq names its product cytoplasmic dynein 2 intermediate chain 1-like. NCBI's taxonomy places the organism in Eukaryota, Metazoa, Chordata, Actinopteri, Cypriniformes, Catostomidae. The coding region runs from base 58 to 3225 and encodes 1055 amino acids. Gene Ontology annotation, biological process: intraciliary transport. The transcript is spliced from 22 exons. Gene Ontology annotation, cellular component: cytoplasmic dynein complex. Gene Ontology annotation, molecular function: dynein heavy chain binding; dynein light chain binding. The record is from RefSeq and is a predicted model, not a curated record.